UAUAAAUCCGUAAAAUAAAAUUUUAUAUGCAUCUGUUUGCAUUUAAUUCUCAUGAUAUUUAUACAGGUUUGUUAACAAAGAUACUAUUAUAUAUUAAAUUACGUUGUUAUAUUUUGCAAAUAAUUUGCUCGCAUAAAGAGAUGGGAAAAAUUUCACAAAUAAUACAGUGAAACUUGAAAGCUAUUAGUUGUAAAAUGGGAAAUUUCAGCUAUAAACUGCCGUAAUCCCGUGAUCCCUACUCCGAUCAGAGAUAUCGGAUAAGUGGGGGUUUCUAAGGUGCGAGAUAUUCUUCCAGCCUCACAGGAUGACCUUCCCGUGGGGAUCUGGUGGGGAUGCUGGGAGGUCCUUCUCUGGACCACAGACACGUGCCACUUGUCAUACUUUCGGAAGUACUUGCUUUCGGACGGUUCGAGAUUAGUACGAGAUCAGAUGUAAUCGAUCGAAACGAUAAACGCGUAUUAAACUAUCUAUGAUUGACUCGCAGAUAUUCUUUGCCGUAUAUUUGUUAAUUAAAAAAUUGUUUAAUUUUAUUGUAUGGUGAUAAAAAAUAAUGUUUAUAACCGAAGCCAAAUAAUUUAUGCCAACAACUGUGAAAUUAAAAGAAAAGAGAACGACGUGGAAAGAUCAUCGAAUUAUUUCAAUCGGUAUUAAAUGUAAAGUGCGCGAAUUUAAAUUAUUGCUGACAUAUGUCGUCGAUCGAGUGAGAUUAGGAUCAUCGACUGUAACCGAGAUCGAUGAUUUUUUACAAGAUGGAACUCUAUCAAAACCGCGAGAAAAUGAACGAUGCCGUUUAUGAUCUUCGCCGAACACGAUCGCUUCCGAGUGAAAACGAGGAGGCUUUUUCAAAUAACAUUGAGAGAGGCUGUAUAUCGCCGACUGUCAAUCGAGAGUCUAUUGAGUAUGCAUCCGAUUCCAGCUGCGAAGGUUACAGGGAAUUUCAGAAACAGACCGAGAGAAGAAAUUCAUCCCCGAUCGCCGCAUCGAGUGCUUUCACUAUCGACAGUAUCCUUGGAAGGAAUGAGAAAAGAGAAACUUCGAGAAUGAACAAUUCUGGCGACAAAGAGGAAGAUCAGGAUGAAACGGAGGACAGGAUAGAGGGGCACUUUGUCAAACCGACAGCGGUACCAGCUACACGUUCUGAUAUAGAAGGAAACUUGUAUCACGCGGGACUACCGUAUUCCGAAGGUGCAUUAUCUGAUCCUUCUGCAUAUUCUGCAACAUCACUCGCAUCAGCCUCAUUAUUGUACAGUAGCUGGUUUGCUCAAACAAAGCCUGGACAGUUAUUUGGUUUGCAAGCACCUAAACCGAGUGGCAGGAGGUCGAGAAAACCGGGUAUCGAUCGGAAACCACGUCAAGCUUACAGUGCGAAACAACUGGAAAGACUUGAAGCGGAAUUUAAGAUCGACAAGUAUCUCAGCGUGAGCAAGCGAAUGGAGCUGUCCAAGUGUCUGAAUCUCACCGAGGUACAGAUCAAGACGUGGUUCCAAAAUCGUCGCACCAAGUGGAAGAAGCAGCUCACGUCCAGACUAAAGAUCGCGCAAAGGCAGGGACUCUUUCCACCGACGUAUUUCCCGACCACCCAGUACCCUCUUCUACCGUACUACGCGGCGCCUUUGAUGUUCGGGGCCCCUUUGUCGGAUGACGCGAAUUCUAGCUUGCCGACCCGACCCGUCGUAUCGUCCUCAGAUAUCGUCUGACGCAGUGUAGACUCGAACUACUUGGUCGAUCGUCGGCCGGGCGACCGCGAGGUGCAAUAAGACCUUCUGAUGGCCACUGCGACGUCCUCGGUGUUGCUUCUGCUUUUCUCUUUUUUUUUUACCUCACCU
This is a messenger RNA of Pogonomyrmex barbatus (red harvester ant), 1826 nucleotides long. RefSeq lists its product as uncharacterized. Gene Ontology annotation, biological process: regulation of DNA-templated transcription. Lineage: Eukaryota; Metazoa; Arthropoda; Insecta; Hymenoptera; Formicidae. The record is from RefSeq and is a predicted model, not a curated record. Gene Ontology annotation, molecular function: DNA binding; DNA-binding transcription factor activity, RNA polymerase II-specific.